Messenger RNA from Spodoptera exigua (beet armyworm), 5468 nucleotides. NCBI's taxonomy places the organism in Eukaryota, Metazoa, Arthropoda, Insecta, Lepidoptera, Noctuidae. The record is from the annotation of a GenBank genome assembly.
CGUCAACUGUCAAAUCGAGACGAAGGCUCGCUUGAUCUUGAAUCUCAAUGCGAAAAGCAAUUCAAGUUGGAAGAUUCAUGAUCGUUUCCUACGCUAUUUCGACGGUUUUCUACAACACCGGUCAACAAGAAUUUGAAAACUUUAUAAUAUUUCAUUCACUCGUAUAUUACGUAAAUAAGUUACAUUGCUGAAUAACUUGGAAGUUUGUUGUGAUCAAAAAAUCUUUACAAAAAGAAGCCGGUGAUGAUGACUUAUACUCGAAGAUUUUUUAUUUAAACCAUGGCUGUUUAUAAAGAGGGUGUAUUGUGGGCCCGUGGCGGAUGUGGAGCGGCGGUGCGUCGGGGGCACUAACUCCAUAACUUGCUAUUUGUCGGUUUGUACGGGAAAUUAUGCAGGUGUGUCAUUUCCAGCAUCUCUUGCGGCAGUUCGACAAGAACGAGCCGGGCCGGUUCUUAGGCGAGGGCGUAUCAUUUCGCGCGAAACUAAUCGGCGUGCUCGAAGUGCCCGAGGCCCGGGGAGACAGGAUGUGUCAGGAAGCACUAGCGGACCUGAAGAUGGCCAUCCGAGCGGCUGGAGAACAUAAGCAGAGGAUACAAGUCCACGUCGCUAUAGAUGGAUUGAGGCUACGGGAUGACAAAACUGGGGAUUCCUUGUAUCACCAUCCUGUCCACAAGAUAUCGUUCAUCGCCCAAGACAUGACGGACUCAAGGGCGUUUGGCUACAUAUUCGGAUCUCCAGACACCGGCCAUCGGUUCUUUGGCAUCAAGACUGAUAAAGCUGCUAGUCAAGUAGUUAUAGCAAUGAGAGACUUAUUCCAAGUAGUGUUUGAGCUCAAGAAGAAGGAAGUGGAGAUGGCUAAACAACAGUUGGAAGGCAAGACAGUCACCAGCAGUUUGGUCCGACACGCGACCAACGCUUCUACUGAAAGCAAAACUAAGAGUAUUUCAUCAGUUGGUGAGACGAGUUCCACCACAGCCAAAACUGCGGACGUUGGCGCUGAGGGGGGCGUGGCCGAGUUGGUAGACUUGGAACAGGAGCUCAGCUCACUAAGAAGAGGUCUAACUCAAGUCGAAGGUCUCACGCCUUCCAAUGAUCCUUUCGGCGACUCCUUCACUACUCUACCAUCACAGAAGGGUUUACUCCCUCCUCCCCCCUCUGGUGCGUCUACCCGCGGGCGUAGUACCCCGGCCGCGCCUACAUCAGCUCGAGGGGUCUUCAGCCCCGGCAAAGUGGCCCCAGCUCUUCCAUUCGACCUCGCCACCGUUGCCGCAGAGUUUGAACCCACACCCGCUCUCGUCGACAACCUGGCUGAACCUCCGGAGCUCAAAAAUCCGCCAAAGAAAGUGCUCAAAGACCUCGUGUCGACACAGAGUCUAAUAUCAGACAUAUUGCCGGUGACCACAGACACUAAGAUAGAGCAUUACGGGCCGGCGACGACGAUGACGUCACUGUCGCGGCACUCGGGCGGCUCGGUCGCGAUCGUCAAGCCGACGCAGACUGCCAUGUUCUCGGGGAACUUUUUCUCCGCCGACCCGUUUGCGGAGACAGACCCUUUCGAUAACACUGAUCCGUUUUCGGAUUCAUUCAAAGACGAUCCCUUCACAAGUAUGCAGGAGUUCCCGAAGUCGAGUGUACUCAGAGUAGAUGAGCUCAAGAGCAAGCUGGGCAGGGAGGCGACGCUGGACAAGUCGGAGCCGGAGCCCGGCAACGUGUUCAACGGGCCGCUGCAGGUCUCCCUGCCGCCGGAGCCCGCGCCCAAGUCCCCGCGACUGCAGAGACAGAGCACAGAGGGCAGCACGGUGCGCCAGAGGCCCCAGGCCCACAAGCUGAGUGCGGAGAGUGCGUCCCCCCCACCGCCGCUGCCGCCGAAGAAAGUGUGUGAGCUGGGAGGGGCCCGGCCCCCGCCUCGACCCCCACACGACCACGAGGAUGAGGACGUCGGCCCUCCGCUACCCAAACCUGCCAUGCGGCGAGAACCAUUGGCGGACCGCAGCAUGAAGCCCCGCCUGUCGUCGGGCGCUACGUACAGCAGCGAGGACGAGUACCUGACGCCGGCGCCCCCGCCGCUGCCCACCGCCAGGCGGUUCGACAUCACGCUCAGCCAACUACUCACGUGCACCAUGGAUGAACUGGCUCACAGAUUACGAGUUCCUGCCACGACCUUGUCCUCUAUGACGCUACCUCAGCUCACCGAGUACCUCAGAUCCUACUUAGCUGCCGAUAAUGAUAGAGCGCAUAUACACGUAGAACCAGCAAUGAAAACUGAAAAGGAGAAACCAAUACCGGUAAUAUCAGCGCUACCUACAUCAAGCAUACAGCAGCUUGAGAAGCCAACAACCGUCGCGAACGAUUUCAAACCGCAAUUCGAAGACAACUUCACUCCGCCAGCUGACAUAAGCGACACAUUCGUAGCUAACUUCGAUGACUUUGACAAGAAAGCGAACCCUUCAUACGAUAGAUACGCCGCCUUUAGAGAAAUACAGGAAGAAGAAUUGAAAGCGAAAUCGAUUUUAGACCCUAUUGACGCGUUAGAAAGUGAACCAAAGCAGGAUUCGGAUGAAAAAGAAUUGACUGCUAUAGAUAAUCUUAUGAGAGCCAAUCAGGAACGAGAAAAUGAUGGUAAAGAACCAGCCCGUAGCCCAUUGAAAACAUUAGACGAAUUAACACUAGAUUCCUUUAACAUGUUCCGUAACUCUGUAAGUCCAAAACCGUCGCAGAUUGAUGCGAAGAUUGAAGAUAUUAAAUCUGUAAUGAAGACGCUACAGAUAGAGAAGUCUAGAAGGAGCGUGUCGCCGCGGGAUAACGGACAUGUUGAUGUUAAACUCGAAGAUACUAAUGAUAGGUAUGCAGCACUCCGCGAAAUCACUAUAACAGAGCCACCUCAAGAUGAAUUCGAGUCCCUACCGCCGGAACUACCGAAAGAAAGAAAGAGGUCGGAUGAGAAAUCCGACGGUUUCGAUAAUUCCGACUUUUUCGACUGCAUCGACAAUAGUUCCCUCUCUUUUACACACGUAGAGGAUGCUUUUAGGAAGAGCCCUAUCGUGAAAGAGAGAGAAGAAGAGAAGAAAGUUGAGGAGAAGAAAGAGCCGGUCGUGGAGAUUGUUCCGUUACCUGUGAGGGACUUGGCCCCGCCCACCAGACUGUCCACUGGGUCUAUUAGUGAUGUGGUCAGCGGGUCCUCGCCCGAUACUAAAGAGAAACUGGGCCCGGUGGUUGUAGGGGCUGGGUGUCGCGCGGGGUCUGCGGGGGCGGGUGGGGGCGCGCGCGGUGGUCGCUGGGCCCCGCUGGGCGCGGCGCCCCCGUCCGCGGGGUCCUCCGACUCGCGCGACUCCGAGCCCCGCGCGCGGCCCCGCCGCCGACAUCACGACCCGCCCGCACGGGCUCCCAUCGUCCAAACAUCGUCAUCAUCGCGCGAUGUCUCUCCGUGGGAUGAAGAGCUGCCUCCCGUCACUAGACUGCAGAGACCACCCUCACAUAGAGACAGAGACUCCAGACACAAUUCUUCCGGCUCAAGAGAAUGCCUAGACUCAGGUAGUGGACGAGAAAAAGAGAAAAUCCGGGACAAACGUGACAUGAGAGACAGAGAAAGGGACAUGAGUAGAGAUGGCAGAGACUCCGCUAGAGAUAGGAGAGACUCAGCCAGAGACUCUGGCAGUGGGCGGGAUCGUCGUGACGUCAGCAAGGAAAGGGACCAUAGGGAUCAUAGAGACAGGAGAGAUCGUAGGAGUAGAGACAGAGAGAAUGAUUCGUGGGACAGAGAUAGAACAUACAGCAGGGAAAGAGAAUACAGGGACUCGAGGAGUAGAGAGAGACUGCCCAAAGACUAUAGAGACAAGGACAGGGAUAGACACAGGAAACCUAGGCACUCUUAUGAUGAGGAUGAAGAUUACAGUGACGGGUGCGGGUCGGGACGGUCGUCGCCCAGAGACCGGUGGCCAGACCAACGCUGGAGAAGAGACGAAAGAAAUUAUGGAUCACUCGGUUGGCGGGAGACGAGACGUCGUGCUGAAUUGCGACAAAGCGAAGAUUCUGCUGAAAGGAGGUACGGGUCGACGUUGGGUUGGUCGGGUCGUCGUUCGGGUCCGCGACGGUCGUCGUCCCGCGAGCGCGAGGCGGCGCGCGACCCGCCGCGGGAGUCGCGGCGCCGCGCCCCGCGGGACGACUCGCGCCGACCGAGGGACUAUCGCUUCUCCAACGACUUCUCACCCAGGGAACGAGAACACACAUCGCCUUUUGAUAACGACUUCCACGAUACACCCACACCUACUGGCAAGAAACGAGCCCCUUAUUCCACUCUAGAGGGCACCAGAUUCGCUUUCGAGCCAGAAGACGUGACCGUGUCCCCUGUAUCUGUGAGCAGCGCCCGCGCCCGCGACAGCGAGCAGAGCGCCACGCGGUUCCGGUUCGACUCGGAUUCCAUAUCCCCGCGCUCCAUGUUCGAAGAUGACUUCGCCGCGGCGCCCCGCCCCAGAACAGCCUCCAUCGCGGAAGAGGAGGAGGGAGACCUCCCUCCCCUCCGCCCCCGUCCUCCUCCCUCCAACAACCGGGAUAUUCGUAAGUCUGACUCUAUCAACAUCUUCACUCGGGAGUCAGAUCCUUUCGAAGGCGACGCGUUCUUCGCAUGCACUGGAUCCGACCGCGCGGCGAGACGAGAGAACUGGCCCGGGGACUUCCAAGGCUUUGACAAUGCGUGAGGUCGUGAGGUCCGAUUCCUCCAAGACUUGCCUACUGCGCGCUCAGGCAUAGUGGGAAAGGGAGUAAUCGCUAAAGCUGGUAAGAAAACUAUUUAUUACAGUUUUUAUAUUAGUGAGAGUCAGAAACAGCACAGUCACGAACAACCCGAGUCCCACUCUGAGUAAAACUGUUUGCUAUCAAUUGUAAUCGCUGACGUCUCGUACUUUUAAAGUUCCUAACGUUGAGUCUCGAAAUCAAGUUCUUAUUUCGAAAGAAGCGAGAGCUUAGCGUAUGAGAUUUUGUGACUAGGCAAUUUUGAUAUUUUAUUAACGAACAGAUUACAAAUGAAAGCAAGUAGUGAUGAAGUGAAAACGUUAAAACAAAAAGUAAAAGAGGUUUAAUGUUUGAACGAGUCUUGCCAUAGACAUAAGAUUUUUUUGGAUCUCGUGUACCCUGUAUAAUUAAAAUCUCCCUAUCAAUGUUUGAAGUAAUCACACAGUCACACAAUCACACAAUCACACAAUUUUACAUUGUUACGCAAUCAAUUUAAUUGUUGAUGUGUAUUUUAUAAUUUCAAUAACAUCUUGUUUAAAGGGCUGGGUUUGUUCCCUUAGUAUUGAAUGUGUGACAAUGUAAAAUGCAUCUUUUUGUUAUAUAUCGUAGGUUUAAGAUUACAUGCCGCUAUUACCUAGUGUAAAAAUGUAUAACCGCUGACCAUUGUCACCCUAGUAUGUAUAUUAUGUAUGUACAGUAUGAGUUGUGGAAAACUGCGGAACCUUUAAAAUAUGUAGACU